This is a messenger RNA of Wallemia ichthyophaga EXF-994, 2457 nucleotides long. Its product is annotated as Coatomer subunit beta. The record is from RefSeq and is a predicted model, not a curated record. Bases 1 to 2457 code for a protein of 818 amino acids. Gene Ontology annotation, molecular function: structural molecule activity; protein binding. The transcript has 4 exons. Gene Ontology annotation, biological process: intra-Golgi vesicle-mediated transport; intracellular protein transport; endoplasmic reticulum to Golgi vesicle-mediated transport. Gene Ontology annotation, cellular component: COPI vesicle coat. Lineage: Eukaryota; Fungi; Basidiomycota; Wallemiomycetes; Wallemiales; Wallemiaceae.
AUGCAAUUGGAUGUAAAACGACAAUUCUUUAAUCGCAGUGAACGUGUCAAAUCGGUCGAUUUCCAUCCAACAGAACCUUGGUUAUUGGCUGGUUUGUAUAAUGGAUCUGUUGUCAUUUACAAUACAUCCACCAAUAACCCUGUAAAAUCAUUCGAAGUCACCGAUGUUCCCGUACGCUGCGUACGCUUCAUCCCAAGAAAGAAUUGGUUUGUUGCUGGCUCUGAUGAUUUCCAAUUGAGAUGCUUCAACUACAACACCUCGGACAAGAUCUCUUCCUUUGAGGCUCACCCAGAUUAUAUCCGCGCUUUGGCUGUACACCCAACUCUCCCAUACGUUAUCACUGGUUCUGACGAUAUGUCCAUCAAGCUCUGGAAUUGGGAGAAGCAAUGGCGCUGUCAGCACAUCUUUGAAGGCCAUACGCACUACAUCAUGAAUAUUGUCUUCAAUCCAAAGGAUACCAACACCUUCGCUUCUGCUUGCUUAGAUAGGACUGUAAAAGUCUGGUCUUUGGGCGCUGUAAAUGCCAAUUUUACCUUAGAAGCACACGAUAAGGGUGUAAAUUAUGUCGAGUACUAUCACGGCAACGAUAAACCCUAUAUCGUUACUACCGGUGAUGAUAGACUUGUCAAGGUCUGGGAUUACCACUCUAAAUCUCUCGUUCAGUCUAUGGAAGGUCACACUUCAAACGUCUCAUUCGCCAUAUUCCACCCUUCCCUACCACUUAUCAUUUCUGGCGCUGAAGAUGGCACUGUUAAGGUGUGGAACAGCAGCACUUACAGACUCGAGCAGACUUUGAACUACGGUCUAGAGAGAGCUUGGUCGGUUGCUUAUUCAAAGUCUAUCAAUGACGUCGCUGUCGGUUUUGAUGAGGGUGCUGUAGUUUUCAAGCUCGGUCGCGAAGAUCCAACCUUCUCAAUGGACUCCUCUGGUAAAGUCAUCUACUCACGCAACAGUGAAAUCUUCGGUGCAAAUCUUCAAACACUCGACCAAGAUGACCUCGUCGAUGGCCAGCGUAUACCAUCUCAAGCUCGUGAACUCGGUAAUACUGAGGUUUUCCCACAAUCAAUUCAACACUCACCCAACGGUCGCUUUGUGACGGUUUGUGGUGAUGGCGAAUACAUCAUCUACACUGCACUCGCAUGGCGCAACAAAUCAUUCGGUCUCGCUACAUCCUUCGCUUGGGCUGGAGAUAGCAACACGUACGCAGUACGCGAACCAAGUGGAAAGCUACGUGUUUUUAAGAAUUUUAAAGAGAAGAAUGCCCCUAAGGUAGCCAAUAAUACGGGUGGAAUUACUAGUGUUUUUGGCGGUUCACUUCUUGGUAUUGCCGGGAAUGGUUGGAUUAUGUUCUGUGAUUGGGAGAGUGGAGAUAUAGUAAGAUGGAUUGAAGUAGAUGCCUCGCAAGUGAGCUGGUCACCUAAUGGCGACUACGUUGCCAUUAUUUCCCCUGACUCCGCCUACAUGCUCCAAUUUAACCGCGAUGCAUACGAUCAACACGUUGCGAAUGGUGCUGAUUUCGGUGAUGAGGGUGACGAAGAAGCAUUCGAGGUUGUUUCAGAAAUCAGCGACUCAAUCAGUACUUGUAAAUGGCUCGGUGAUUGUCUCAUCUACGUAUCGACGUUAAACAGAUUAUGUUAUGUGUUGGGUCAUAAGUCCCAGCCACUCAAUCACUUUGACGGGCCGCAGUAUCUCCUCGGAUACAUUGGUACUCAGAACCGCAUCUAUGUGAUGGACAAAGAUCUUCAAAUCAGGUCAUACGCACUCGCGAAAUCGCUCAUUGAAUAUGAAUCAGCUAUCCUCAGCCAGGACUUUACCCUCGCAGAAAACAUCCUUCCUAGGAUACCAGCCGAUCAGAAGAACAGGAUAGCAAGAUUUUUGGAAGACGAGGGAUUGAAAGAGUUAGCGAUGAGCGUGGCAACAGACCCAGACCAGAAAUUUGACCUAGCAGUAGAACUCGGCAAGCUCGACGAAGGCAAUGCGCUAGCUAGUCAGUCAGUGUCUGCAGAUUCGCAGAACAAGUGGCGCACAUUGGGCGACAAGGCACUCGAGAAAUGGGAUAUCAGUCUAUCUGUGGAGUGUUACAAAAAGGCAAGCGACCUCGAAGCGUUGCUAUUAGUAUAUACAAGCAGUGGCGAUAAGGGCGGUAUGCAGGAACUAGCAGAAUUGGCGAUACAAGCCGGACAGAAUAACAUCGCAUUCGCCGCACUCUUACAACUGGGACAGCCGGGCGAGUGUGUUGAUUGCCUCCUGCGUAAUCAACGUUACGCAGAGGCUGGACUAUUCGCUAGUACGUAUUGCCGAGACAAGAUUCAAGAGUGUACAGCAGCGUGGAAGAGCAGCUUGUUGGGGGAGAAGAAGGAUAAGAUUGCAAAAUCUAUCGGUGAUCCUGAAAACCAGCCUGAAUUGUUCAGCAAUAGCAAUAGCAAUAGCCAUAAUAAUCUGAUCGAUGUUGAGUAG